Molecule: messenger RNA, 285 nt
Organism: Oikopleura dioica
Lineage: Eukaryota; Metazoa; Chordata; Appendicularia; Copelata; Oikopleuridae
Source: the annotation of a GenBank genome assembly
AUGUCAGAAACGGAAAUUCAACAAAUGCAGAAAUCUUUAACCCUUAUCUUGAAGAAACUAGAGCUGGCAGAAAAAGAAAGAAACGAUUUGAAAGAAGAAAAUAAAGUCAUGAAAGAAUCGAGCGAAAAAUUGACGGAAAAAUAUUUGGAAAUCGAAGGAAACCAGUCGAUUCUGCAGAAAAAGAAGCAAAUAGACGAUGAAUCAACCAAAAAGAUCGAACUGCUUUUCAAGAAAAUCGACUGGAUACACAAUACUUACAACAGCAAAUUUCAGUAUUUUUAUUAG